Messenger RNA from Synchiropus splendidus (mandarinfish), 1867 nucleotides. RefSeq names its product acidic (leucine-rich) nuclear phosphoprotein 32 family, member A (gene anp32a). Gene Ontology annotation, cellular component: nucleus. The transcript is spliced from 7 exons. Gene Ontology annotation, molecular function: histone binding. Gene Ontology annotation, biological process: regulation of apoptotic process. The record is from RefSeq and is a predicted model, not a curated record. NCBI's taxonomy places the organism in Eukaryota, Metazoa, Chordata, Actinopteri, Syngnathiformes, Callionymidae. Bases 135 to 893 code for a protein of 252 amino acids.
UUGUCCCGCCCACUCAGCGGAUCAAGUUUGAAUGAACGGCAGCAGGCUGCUCUAGUGGUGCUAGUUGCAUCAAUAAUAUUAAUUAUAUUUUGAAUAAAAGGAGUGCAUCUGUUGACGAGCAGCACGGAGACGAGAUGGACAUGAAGAGGAGGAUUCAUCUAGAGUUGCGGAACCGCACUCCAUCAGAUGUGAAAGAUCUCGUUCUGGACAACUGUCGAUCAAACGAGGGCAGGAUCGAGGGUCUAACGGACGAGUUUGAGGAGCUUGAGUUUCUUAGCACAAUCAACGUUGGACUGACAACAGUUGCCCACUUGCCCAAGCUAAACAAACUGAAAAAACUGGAACUCAGCGACAACAGGAUUUCAGGAGGGCUGGAAGUUUUGGCAGAGAAAUGUCCGAAUCUCACACAUCUCAACCUCAGUGGAAACAAGAUCAAAGACCUCAGCACAAUAGAACCUUUGAAAGAAUUGGGGACACUGAAGAGUCUAGAUCUGUUCAACUGUGAAGUGACAAACCUGAACGAGUACAGAGACAACGUCUUCAAGCUCCUACCACAGCUCACGUAUCUGGACGGGUACGACAAAGACGACAAGGAGGCUUCGGAUUCUGACGCCGAGGUUUACGCAGAAGGUCUGGAUGACGACGAGGAUGAUGAAGACGACGUAGACGAGGAGGAUUAUGACGAAGACGCAGCACCAGGGGAUGAGGAGGAAGGUGAUGACGAUGAGGAGGAGAACGAAGAAGAGGAAGAGGAGGACCUCAGUGGGGAGGAGGAAGAAGAGGAAGAUGUGAAUGACAGAGACGUGGAUGACGAUGAUGAAGAACAGGAAGAACGAGGACAGAAGAGAAAAAGGGACCUAGACGAAGAGGGAGAAGAUGAUGAAGAGGAUUGAGUCUUCAUACUUUACCUUCGACUGUUUAGUUUAUUUUUUUUGUUUGUUUUUUUUUUAUUUUAUUUGAAAUUGUGAACUUGUAUUCCCCCCCUUCACUUUCCAAAUAAUCCAAAAGUCCCCAUCUUGAUAUUGAUGUUUUUAAUAAUGGGCCAGUCAGCGGUGGAAGAAACCUUUUGAUGUUUCCCCAUCUAAAUUUGGUUCUAAACCGAUUCUCAAAAUGUCCUCCCGGUCACUGGUGUGGAGAUUGGGUUCUUUUGCAGGUCUACGACACUGAAGACGAACAAAACCCCAAAAGAGAUGUGUGGAACGUAAGAAAGCCACGUGUUUUACGUGCAGCGGUCGCCUCCUUGAAUUCAACUUUUGUUGACUUUUUUAUUUAAAUGUUUGUAGUCUUGCCAACUGUCCGCUGUCCUGGUGUGACACUGUUGUCCCUGAACACCACCCGGCCCUCACUGGAGACAUUUUUAAGCAAAAGAUAAAAAAAAAAAACAACCCGUAACGUCUGCCUUUGUCAAUGCAGCGCCUCCUCUUUAAACCCACAGCUUUGAUAGUUCGGAAAUUACGUGUUCUUGUAAAUAAUGACCAAAUCUAUUUUUUUGUAUUCUCUUUGAUGAUGGCAGACGACUGGGCGGAAACCUCCAAUUGGAACGAGAUAGAAUAUGUUAUGCUGGCGAUUUCAACUUUGUAUGCCGAAUCUAGAUCGCUUCAUCAGAACCCAUAUCCGCUUUUCUCGUUUUAUUUUCAGUGGCGCACCAGUGGCAAUGUGUGGUGGUAGAUUAGGAAAGGAGACACGGAUAUGUGGAAGGGUGUGGUUACCAAGCUCUGGACGACUGUAGGUAUUCAGACAUGGUUUUCACUACUACGGUCAGAUUGGCCUACCUCAGUGAUUUCUUCAUCUGUUAAACUCACUCCUCUCACCAAAUUUGUUUGUUCCCUCAUCCCUCUCACCUCAAUAAAUCUCUUUUAUACAUGUU